AUGUCUGCUAUAACUUCAAACGGCGUUAAGUCGCACCACAACAGUGGAACCUUCCUCUUCACAUCUGAAUCCGUCGGAGAGGGACAUCCUGAUAAGAUUGCCGACCAGGUUUCCGAUGCAGUCCUCGACGCAUGUCUAGCAGAAGACCCACUUUCUAAGGUUGCCUGCGAAACAGCCACGAAAACUGGAAUGGUUAUGGUAUUUGGUGAAAUCACAACAAAGACCAAGAUUGACUACCAGAAAGUUAUCCGAAACGCCAUCAAGGAUAUUGGUUAUGACGAUUCGGCAAAGGGCUUUGACUACAAAACAUGCAACGUGCUUGUAGCUAUCGAAGAACAGUCCCCGGAUAUCGCGCAAGGUCUUCACUACGAGCAAGCCCUCGAACAGCUGGGCGCCGGUGAUCAAGGUAUCAUGUUCGGUUAUGCCACUGAUGAGACUCCAGAGCUAUUUCCCUUGACCCUUCAAUUAGCUCAUCGAUUAAAUGCCGCCAUGGCAACAGCCCGAAGGGAUGGAAGCCUGCCUUGGUUACGACCUGACACAAAGACACAAGUCACGAUCGAAUAUAAACAUGACAACGGUGCUGUUGUACCUAUACGUGUACACACAGUUGUAGUAAGUGCUCAGCACAGCGAAAACAUUACUACGGAGAUGUUGAGAAAGGAAAUCAAAGAAAAGAUUGUCAAGUCAGUGAUACCCGCAAAGUAUCUAGAUGAAAACACUGUAUAUCACAUACAACCCUCUGGGCUAUUCAUCAUUGGGGGCCCACAAGGUGAUGCAGGUCUUACCGGACGAAAGAUCAUUGUCGACACAUACGGAGGAUGGGGAGCUCACGGUGGUGGUGCUUUCUCUGGAAAAGAUUUUUCAAAAGUCGAUAGGUCUGCUGCUUAUGUCGCAAGAUGGAUCGCUAAGUCACUUGUCAAUGCUAAACUAGCACGCAGAGCACUAGUGCAACUAUCUUACGCCAUUGGUGUCGCUGAGCCUCUUUCCAUUUUCGUGGAAACUUAUGGUACAUCUCAGAAGUCAUCGGAUGAGCUCGUUGACAUCAUCCGCAAGAACUUUGAUCUCAGACCUGGUGUUAUUGUCAAAGAUCUUGACUUGGCCAAGCCAAUCUACUUCCAGACCGCUAAGAAUGGACAUUUCACAAACCAAUCUUUCAGCUGGGAGAAGCCCAAAACACUCACAUUUUAG
This is a messenger RNA of Blumeria graminis f. sp. triticale, 1188 nucleotides long. Lineage: Eukaryota; Fungi; Ascomycota; Leotiomycetes; Helotiales; Erysiphaceae. The record is from the annotation of a GenBank genome assembly.